This is a messenger RNA of Clunio marinus, 201 nucleotides long. The record is from the annotation of a GenBank genome assembly. Lineage: Eukaryota; Metazoa; Arthropoda; Insecta; Diptera; Chironomidae.
AUGAAGCUUAGGACACUAGAAGAGUAUUUAAAAGAAAAGAGAGAAAGACAAAACAGGUUAGAUAGAAGCAACUACUGUACUAAAUGUGCAGUGUCAUUAGCGGAUUCCGGCGCUUGUGCCGCUCAGAAAUGUAUUCUAGACUUGGUAGCAAUUAAAAAACUCAAUGCGGUGGCCCGUAACCUGAGGGCGGCUCCUCCUUAG